AUGGCUAGUAAAGGCAAGGCCGAGUUUCUGAUCUGGCAUGAGAAAAAUAAAGAUAAAGAGUUCGAUUUUCAAAAGGAGAUGUUGGAGUAUUGUAGAUCUGAUGUGGAUAUUAUGAGGAGAAUUUGUUCAAUGUUUAGAGAAGAGAUGAUUAAAAUAUCUGGUGUAGACCCAUUCUGUUAUAUAACUAUUGCGUCAUGCUGCAUGGCUGUCUACAGGAGCAGACAUUUACAAGCAAAUACAAUUGCGAUGGUUCCUGUUAAUGGAUACAUAAACAACACCAAUUAUAGCUCUGAUGCAAUUAGGUGGUUAGAUUUUGUAGCUGCUGAUCAAGGAAUAACAAUUGAACACGCUUUAAAUGGAAGUGGGGAAAUAAAGAUUGGAGGCGUGUCUGUUGAUGGAUUUUGCAGACAAACCAAUACCAUAUACCAAUUUCACGGUUGUUUUUAUCAUGGAUGUGCAGACUGCUAUGAAGGAGAUACCAUACACCCUCUUAAGAAACUUCCUAUGGCAACUUUACUGGCCAAAACUAAGGGCACUACCGAUAAAUUUAGGGCAUCAGGAUACGAAGUUAUUGAGUUAUGGGAACACAGAUUCAAAUCCAUGAUGAAAGAAAAUAAAGAUCUCAGGGUCAGCAAAUACUGCAAGUAUCCAGUCGGCCACCCAGAAAUCAUUACUUCUAAUUUCCAGGAUGUAUCCAUUUAUUUUGGAAUAGUAAAGUGUAAAGUUGUCCCCCCACGAGGUCUCUUUUUGCCUGUGCUUCCCUACAGAUGCAACGGAAAACUAAUGUUUCCGCUCUGUAGGACUUGUGUGGAGAGCCUGUCUCAGUUGCGUUGCCACCACGAAGACGAGGAGCGCUCUCUAAUAGGUACAUGGGUAACUGAGGAAGUAAAAUUAGCUGUGGAUAAAGGUUAUCGGGUUGAAAAAAUUUACGAAGUUUAUCACUUCAAUGAGAGCUCCGAUAAGCUUUUCCGCUCUUAUAUUGAUCUCUUUUUGAAAAUUAAACAAGAGAGCAGCGGUUGGCCAAGAGAUUGUAAUUCAGAGGAAGAAAGAGAGCGAUAUUUAAAAGAUUAUGAAGAAAUAGAAGGAAUUUUAUUAGAUCCCGAGAAAAUUAAGAUGAAUCCUGGUCUUAGACAAAUUUCAAAAUAG
Molecule: messenger RNA, 1146 nt
Organism: Parasteatoda tepidariorum (common house spider)
Lineage: Eukaryota; Metazoa; Arthropoda; Arachnida; Araneae; Theridiidae
Source: RefSeq, a predicted model, not a curated record